This is a messenger RNA of Populus nigra (black poplar), 819 nucleotides long. Its product is annotated as ubiquitin-conjugating enzyme E2 variant 1A-like. Lineage: Eukaryota; Viridiplantae; Streptophyta; Magnoliopsida; Malpighiales; Salicaceae. Gene Ontology annotation, cellular component: nucleus. Bases 183 to 662 code for a protein of 159 amino acids. The transcript is spliced from 5 exons. The record is from RefSeq and is a predicted model, not a curated record. Gene Ontology annotation, biological process: protein K63-linked ubiquitination; DNA damage tolerance.
UGGACUUGAGAUCUGUGAAACUGUUGUCGGGCUCGGACUGCUUACUUUGUCCUCGUUUUUUCUUUUCUGUUACUUGUGAUCACUUCAAUAUUUCUUUUCCUUUUUCCCUUUGAAUCUAAAAUAGAUAACAAUAAUUAGAAGAGAAAUCCUAUCUCUUUCGCUGAACUCAACAUUCAAAAUCAAUGGGUUCUGAAGGUUCAAGCGUUGUUGUGCCGAGGAACUUCAGACUACUGGAGGAGCUUGAGAGAGGGGAAAAGGGGAUCGGAGAUGGAACUGUCAGUUAUGGAAUGGACGACGCUGAUGAUAUCUUCAUGCAGUCAUGGACAGGAACCAUAAUUGGCCCCCCCAAUACUGUUCACGAGGGGCGUAUCUACCAGUUAAAAUUGUUUUGUGGCAAGGAAUAUCCCGAUAAUCCACCAAGUGUCAGGUUCCAAACUCGGAUAAACAUGACCUGCGUCAAUCCUGAAAGUGGAGUGGUCGAGCCCAGUCUUUUCCCUAUGCUUGCUAAUUGGCAGAGGGAGCAUACAAUGGAGGAUAUAUUAACUCAGUUGAAGAAAGAAAUGAUGACUUCACAGAACAGGAAGCUCGCUCAGCCUCCUGAAGGAAACGAGGAGGCAAGGUUGGAUCAAAAGGGGCUAGUUCUUAAGUGUUGUAUUCUCUAAUUCAUUUAAAAGUUCAUGGCCAAGUACUGUAUAUAGAUGCAUGCCCUAUUCCUCCUGCAGGCUUAGUUCCAGCAAUGUAUAAUCUCGUGUACGAGAAAGAUGACUUUAGUUCCCUCAAACGGUGGCUAAAUAAAUGGAUCCUGAUGAAUUAUUCGCA